CUUCUGGAACAGAGGGCGCUCAUUGAGCUAGGCAUUCCCACGAUGUGGCUGGUUUUAACAACAACCUGUUGUUUGAUCUGUGGAACUUUAAAUGCUGGUAGAUUCUUUAAUUUGGAAAAUGAAGCGAAUCCUGAAGUGUGGAUGAAUAUUAGUGAGAUCAUCACCUAUAAUGGCUACCCCAGUGAAGAGUAUGAGGUCACCACUCAGGACGGGUACAUCCUCAGUGUCAACAGAAUUCCCCAUGGACGAAGAGAUGCCCGGAGCCCAGGACCCCGGCCAGUCGUGUAUUUGCAACAUGCCUUAUUUGCAGACAAUGCCUCUUGGUUGGAGAAUUAUGCCAAUGGCAGCCUUGGGUUCCUUCUAGCAGAUGCAGGUUAUGAUGUCUGGAUGGGAAACAGUCGGGGGAACACUUGGUCAAGAAGACACAGAACACUGUCAGUCAAUGAAGAAAAAUUCUGGGCCUUUAGUUUUGAUGAAAUGGCCAAAUACGAUCUCCCAGCAAUAGUAGACUUAAUUAUAAAUAAAACCGGUCAGGAGAAGCUGUAUUUCAUCGGGCACUCACUUGGCACUACAAUAGGGUUUGUAGCCUUUUCCACCAUGCCUGAACUGGCACAAAGAAUCAAAAUGAAUUUUGCCUUGGGUCCUGUGGUCUCAUUCAAAUAUCCCACGGGCAUUUUUACCAGGUUUUUUCUACUUCCAACUUCCAUAAUCAAGGGUAUUUUUGGUACCAAAGGUGUAUUUCUAAAGACAGGAAGGGAACCCGCCCUCAAAAUCUGCAACAAUAAAAUAUUAUGGGUGAUAUGUAGUGAACUUAUGUCCUUAUGGGCUGGAAACAACAAGAAAAAUAUGAAUAUGAGUCGAAUGGACGUGUAUAUUUCACACGCUCCCACUGGAUCAUCAAUGCAGAACAUCCUGCAUAUAAAACAGCUUUACAGAUCUGAUGAAUUCAGAGCUUAUGACUGGGGAAGUGAAGCAGAGAACAUGCUUCACUACAAUCAGAGCCGUCCCCCACUCUAUGACUUGACUGCCAUGAAGGUGCCUACUGCUAUGUGGGCUGGUGGCCAUGACGUCCUUGUGACGCUCCGGGAUGUGGCCAGGGUAAUCCCCCAAAUCGGGAAUCUCCAGUACUUCGACCUCUUGCCUGACUGGAACCACUUCGAUUUCAUCUGGGGCAUGGACGCUCCCCAGCGAGUGUAUAGUAAGAUCAUAGCCUUGAUGAAGUCAUACUCCUGAUGGCAAGGAAUUCCUUCUUGGUUAAAAGUUGCUUGCCAGCCCAGGGGAGGCUUUGGGAAAGAGACUGGUCAGCAGGGAGGCCUUCUCUGGUGUCCUUCAACUCAUUUGCUGUUGCUAAGGGUUUCCCUUACCCGACAUCCCUGCUAGCAGUUAUUUCAACUGUGCU
Molecule: messenger RNA, 1399 nt
Organism: Lontra canadensis (Northern American river otter)
Lineage: Eukaryota; Metazoa; Chordata; Mammalia; Carnivora; Mustelidae
Gene: LIPN
Product: lipase family member N
Exons: 10
Coding region: 43-1233 (396 amino acids)
Biological process (GO): lipid metabolic process
Molecular function (GO): hydrolase activity, acting on ester bonds
Source: RefSeq, a predicted model, not a curated record